Molecule: messenger RNA, 2575 nt
Organism: Scaptodrosophila lebanonensis
Lineage: Eukaryota; Metazoa; Arthropoda; Insecta; Diptera; Drosophilidae
Gene: D19A
Product: zinc finger protein 234
Exons: 1
Coding region: 92-2536 (814 amino acids)
Cellular component (GO): nucleus
Molecular function (GO): zinc ion binding
Source: RefSeq, a predicted model, not a curated record
CUCGUUCUUUUCUGCGACAGAAAUUAAUUAUUUUUUAACACACAAAGCAUUGUUUUAAAACUAAAAGGUGUGAAUUAAUUGUUAACGCAAGAUGGACGGGAGUCAAUACUCCAUUCAUUCAAUAUGCCGCAUUUGUUUAAACCACCUGCAAAACGAUGCUACAUACGACCUCUUCUUGAUUCCGGGCUUGGCCAAAAAGCUGUGUAUGUGCACGUCACUGUCGGUGGAGCAGCAGGAUGGCUUUCCGAAGAACCUCUGCACCAGUUGCUACACCAGGCUGAACGACAUGCAUGACUUUCAGAAACUGUGCGCGGACUCGGUACAGAAAUUUCAAGAUCUGGUUGCUAAAAAUACUUUUACCUGCAACUUUGACGUCCUAGACCCAAGUGCGUCUCAGGAUGGAGAUUUGGCAGGCGACGAUGAGGACCGAUUAAACUACGACCCACUACUAAAUCAUAAAAUGGAAUUGAUCGAGAAUGAGGAGGAUGUUUUUAAAAUGCUGGAGGACGUCGACAAGGAAGCCGAGGAAGUAGAAAAGGAGGUCAAGAACGUUGAGGUGGCACCGAUUGAGACGAAAAUGUUUGACGAUUACUCCUCAUAUGAAAGUGGCAACGACAAUGAUCGCGAUGUUGAUUUUGAGCCGGACAGCAGUGAUGAUGAUGUGCCAUUGGCGCAGCGCCUUCGAGACAAAGCGAUGGGCUCACAAAAGUCGAAGUCUAAAAAGAAAGAUGUAUUCGAUGACGACAGCGAUAGUUCUAGCUCAGAAUCGGAUAGCACAAUAAAUGGUGGACCCAAAGAGAAACCAAAGCGUAAGCGUAUUCCAGCAGCAGAGCGCCACUUGCAUCGCAUCAUCGAGUGCCACAUUUGUCAUCAAAAGUUCAAGAAAGCAAUACGAUAUGAGGAGCACAUGAAGUACCACAACGAUCUGCUGCCAUUUCAAUGCAAAGUGGAAACUUGUAAGAAGGGUUUCACAACCGCCGGCGGCCUCCGCCUGCAUGUUGAUCAUGCACAUACUGAACUCUCCGAGGUCCAUCCCUGUACUGUUGAAGGUUGUGACAAGACAUUCCCCCGCAUCCGUUUGCUGACUUUCCACAUGAAGAAGGUGCACAACAUAUCGAAGGCAUCCGCGCCACCAAGAGACUACCCCUGCACCGAAUGUCAAACAGUUUUCCGCUGUCCUACAGCACUAAAGAAGCACAUGUACAAGCACGAUGGCAAGGAGCUACCAUUCCCAUGUAAUAUCUGCGGCAAACGGUUCGUUAUUAACAGCGCUCUAAGGGAUCAUUUGAUGCGGCACGCCGGUAUCAAGAACCAUGUCUGUCCGUACUGUGGCGUAGGCAAGACCACACGCCAGGAAUGGAAUGCUCAUAUUUUGACGCAUACCCAGGAGAAAAAAUUCAAAUGUACCAUUUGCGAUCAUGCUUCUCACAAUCGCCAGAGCUUGGCCAACCACAUAAAGGUAGUACAUCAGAAAAUCAAAAAUUAUUCCUGCCAAUAUUGUGGCAAACCUUUUGGCAAGUCGUAUGCCUGCAAAAUACACGAAAGAAGCCACACUGGCGAGAAAUGUUCCGAGUGCAAGAUCUGUGGUAGGGUUUUCCUAUGCGCCAAGAGUUUGACAAAACAUUUGAAGACACACGAAAAGCGUGAUUUGCCACCACCGGAAACGCUUGUUAAUCAGCCGCUAGAUCCGACAAUUGCUGCUCCAGGAAAUAUGGGAGGCACUGAGUCGACAAUGGUACCAAAUGUUGCAAAUGAAUUGUUCAACAUAUGCGGGGAACCUAUGCCACCUCUACCUACGGCUGCAGAAGCAAAACAGAAGAAAUCACGCCGUGUUCAACGUGUCGAUAUAUCUCAACUGGCGGGCACAGCGGUUAAUCCCAUACCAUCAGUGUCUGUACCGUCUUGGCCUCAAAACAACUUCACAAAGAAAGAGGGCCAACACAUGUGUCCCGGAUGUGGACGAGGCUUCAAUAACUUGGGUAACAUGAAGCUACACUACAAAAUUAUUCAUCAAAAGGUCAAAGAUUUCGCAUGUCGCUUUUGCCCGAAGAGAUUCUCUAAAGCACAAAUAUUACGACAUCAUGAAUGGAUCCACACUGGCGAAAAGCCAUUCGAAUGCAAAACUUGCGGCAAACAUUUCCGACAGGAGACAGCUUUAAAGAAGCACUACCAAACACAUGAGAAGGGUACAACAAGACGUAGAGUAAGUGCAGAAAAGACUAAGGAGAACUAUCAUGCUCGCCAAAAAACGCAACGCGCUGAACCGGCCGUCAUCAAUCCAGAAUACCAGGACCCAGCCGCCGAACGAGCUGCUGCUUCAGCAGAAUUGCAAGAAUUGCAGAUGGAGGAGAACGCGGCCAAGCGCAAGGCAGAUGAAGAACGGCGUAAGAUUCAGGAAGCCGCCUAUGAACAGUUGCAGAAACUGCAGAAACAACAGGAAAUUGAGAAGGCGCAAUCGUCCUAUGACGGUUACUUUGCCCAAAAAGUCCAGGCCGAUGGAACCAGCAUCGAUGCUUUCAAACUGGACCAUGUCUAAAUUGAUCACUGCAAGGGGCUUUCCAACGUAUAUGCAUAA